This is a messenger RNA of Coniosporium apollinis CBS 100218, 606 nucleotides long. RefSeq lists its product as uncharacterized. NCBI's taxonomy places the organism in Eukaryota, Fungi, Ascomycota, Dothideomycetes. Bases 1 to 606 code for a protein of 201 amino acids. The transcript has a single exon. The record is from RefSeq and is a predicted model, not a curated record.
AUGUGCUUCCCAAUCAGCAGGCUCGAGGAACGGAGCAAAGAGUUGAAGGAUAGGAUCCAAGCUCUUGAUCGCAGCAUCGAAGAGAGCCACACUGAGCCGCCUGCGAUCGUUGAGAACAAUGUGCGGACAAUCUACACCAACAGCGACAUCGUGAUCGACCUAGCCAUAAUGGACGAUACGGACAAGGAAGCUGCGGUGGCGGUUAUUGUCGGUCUUCCGCGUUCCAGGUUCUUUAUGGUCACUGACUUCAACCAGGUAAAAGCGAAGGGGAUUUUAAGUGAGCUUGUCACCGAGAUGCAGGCUGCUAUCGACAAAAAAAGAUUGGCGAGCUCAUGGCGUAUAAGAGUCUUCUCAAAAUGGAUUCCGAACGCUACAAUAAAAUCUGAACACGGAGAGAAGAAUGCCGGCUAUCCUGACCAUGUCGGAGGCUCUCGAUCGGGUGGCCCGAGAGGAGCUACUGCUGCUGGCAUCAAGAAGAGCCUCGCAUCUUCCCUGUCAAAGACCAAGAUCAUAUCUCUCCUCGGCUUGAAAGUGCUUCAUUCUCCAGAAUUUUCACUUUCUGAUACUCUUGGCUGGGCAGCUUUCAUCACAUGGUACUACCAGUGA